AUGAGACUCCUCCGCUUCCUCUCGGGGCUCCUCGCCACCGUCGCCAGCGCCAGCGCCAGCGCUAGCGCCUCCUCCCCCACGCCGCCAGAGCCGGCAAAGGCACCAUCCUCACCGGCCCCUUCGCCAACGACCUCAACGGCUCCAACUUCACCUACCCCUACCCAGUACAGCUCUACCGCUUCGUCUCCCAGGGCCGCGAGGUCGAAAUGGCCUUCAUGGACGUCGCGCCCACCCUCCCGGUGCCGCCCCACCCCGUGCAAGACCGCCGUCCUCCUCCACGGCAAGAACUUUUGCGGCGCAACGUGGCAGGGCACCAUCGCCGCCCUCAGCAAGGCCGGGUACCGCGUCAUCGCCCCCGACCAGGUCGGCUUCUGCAAGUCCUCCAAGCCCGACUGGUACCAGUACAGCCUGCACCAGUUCGCCGCCAACACCGCCGACCUCCUCGACGCGCUCGGCCUAUCCGGCGGCGUGAGCGUCAUCGGCCACUCGCUCGGCGGCAUGCUCGCCACCCGCUUCGGUCUCAUGUACCCGGACCGCGCCGCCGAACUCGUUUUGGCCAACGAGGCCGCCUCCACCUACCAGUCCAUCCGCGGCUACGAGCAGGCCGCCUACUACCUCGGCUCCUGGAGCGACGCCUACGACGUCUGGGUCAAGAUGCUCGUCAACAUCUACUACGGUAGCCAGAGGGACGCCUUUGUCCGGAUCCAGGCCCGCAUCGUCGACCUCGUGCUGACCCAGCCGAUCGCGCACGAGUUCUCCCGCCUCCAGCCCCGGACCCUCCUCAUGAUCGGAGAGAAGGACAUCACCGCCAUCGGCGCCCAGUGGUCUCCUCCCGAGGUCGCUGCCAAGCUCGGCAAGUUCGACAAGCUGGGCCCCUACGUCCUGAGCCAGUUACCUAGGGGCACGCUGAUCCGGUUCCCUGACCUUGGCCAUGCGCCUCAGAUCUCGAGCCCCACCUUGUUCCAUGAAAAGCUGCUGGGAUGGCUGGGAAAGUAA
Molecule: messenger RNA, 996 nt
Organism: Parascedosporium putredinis
Lineage: Eukaryota; Fungi; Ascomycota; Sordariomycetes; Microascales; Microascaceae
Source: the annotation of a GenBank genome assembly